Molecule: messenger RNA, 982 nt
Organism: Amyelois transitella
Lineage: Eukaryota; Metazoa; Arthropoda; Insecta; Lepidoptera; Pyralidae
Product: INO80 complex subunit C
Exons: 2
Coding region: 184-531 (115 amino acids)
Biological process (GO): chromatin remodeling
Cellular component (GO): Ino80 complex
Source: RefSeq, a predicted model, not a curated record
UGUCAUUGUCAUCUAACUAAAUUCAACAAAAAUACACAAAAUCACAAAACAAAACAGGAAAGCAAAUAAUUUUAAUUAUAUGAUAAUUCCAAUAUCAAUAAAGUUUUCAACAUUUCCUAGAAACAGCAGUUGCAAAUAAGUUUUCAGCACUGUGAUAAAAUAUCUCAAUUGAAGUCUAAUAUCAUGACUGCAGAUUCUGAAAACAGUUACUGUUUCAAAACUGAAAACAAGUUUAUAGUCAAGAGUGGUAACAAAAAACGCAUGUGGAGAUCGUUGAAACAAAUACUGACUGCAGAGCGAGCAUUGCCCUGGCCUCCUGAAGCUGUGUUAUAUUAUUCAAUAAAUGCACCACCCACAUUCAAACCAACCAAAAAGUAUUCAGACAUAUCAGGACUACCAGCGCCAUAUAUAGACCGACAUUCAAAACUGUAUUAUAGUAAUGUGGAAGAGUUUGCUACUGUCCGAAGCCUUCCAAUGGACAUAACAGCAGGGUACCUUCAGCUUCGGGGAGCAAACACUAUUGUUGGAUAAAGUUGAGAAAUCUGUAUUACCUAUGUUCAAUCUGUAUUAAUUUUAUUUAUCUGCCUGCAGCUAAAGGAAAAUAACUUAAGAGUUUAAGUGAUGUUUCAAGGCAUUUACAUUUGUUUAUUUCAAAUCAAAUCUUUAUAAAGAUAAAGUCCUACAGAUUUUGACUAAGUUCAGAAUAAAAUAAUAUUUCUAAUUGUAUUUUUUUUUAUAAUCUUAAAGAAAGUAUUCUUUUUUCUAGGUUUUAUAAUUAAAGUACACUAUUUUAAACAAUACAAGAGUGUAUUGUUUAAAAUUGUAUAGUAUAUUGGCUGCUAAGAAAAAGUUAUUUUGUAAUAAAAGGAAAAUGGUGAUUGUUAAUUGUAAAUUUUCACAAUAACGAUUUAAGACGAAUUAGAGUUAGGAUUAUUUUUAUGUUUUAAGUUUUUUAUUAUAGUUUCCUUUAUUUUUUCCUAUA